UACCAUCUCAACUCUUCCCCAUUUUUUCAUCAUCAUCAUCUCCAUUCCUAGCUACUCCCAUAGCUUACAGAAAUAAACCAAAGAAUAGAAGAGACAAAAUGGCAGCUAAACGGCUUCUUGAUGACUCCGACCAGAACUCAGAACAGCCAAACAACAAACGAAUGAAAACUCGACCCACUUUUGCUUCUGUGAUACAAGAAGUGGUCGCCGUGAAAUUCUUGGACAGCAUCUGCUCAGCCUUGGAGCCCAUGCUAAGAAAAGUGGUGAAUGAAGAGGUUGAAAAUGGGCUGAGACGUUGUUCGAGGUCCAUGACAAGAUCACCUUCACUAAGAAUCCAGGCUCUGGAGCCAUCAAGCCUGAGACUUGUUUUCCACUCAGAGCCGGCGCUCCCAAUCUUCACCGGCAGCAAGAUUGCCGGCGAAGACGGCAACCCUCUCAAAAUCUUUCUGGUGGACACGAUGGGCGACGUUUUCGUCCCCACCCCCCUCCCUUAUCCGCUCCGAGUCGAGAUCGUGGUGCUCGACGGCGACUUCCCGUCCCGCGAGAACGAGAGGUCGUGGAGCGCCGACGACUUUGGCACCAAUAUUGUUAAGGAGAGGGAAGGAAAGCGGCCGUUGCUCGCCGGCGAGCUGAGUCUCACCAUGAGAGACGGGGUUGCCACCGUCGGUGAUCUCGAGUUCACCGACAACUCCAGCUGGAUUCGGUGCCGGAGAUUCCGUCUCGGCGCCCGCGUGGUCUCCGGCGACCAAGGUGUUAGAAUCUCUGAAGCCAUGACUAAGCCUUUCAUGGUCAAAGAUCACCGCGGAGAAUUGUACAAGAAGCAUUACCCACCAGCACUGGACGAUGAUGUGUGGCGUCUAGAAAAGAUUGGAAAAGAUGGAAUUUUCCAUAAGAGACUUGCUGGACAGGGCAUCAAGACUGUCCAAGAUUUCUUGAAGAUGUCGACUGUUGACAUUAACAGGCUCAGGAAGAUACUGGGGGCUGGAAUGUCAGAGAAAAUGUGGGAUGCAACGUACAAGCAUGCCAGCACUUGUGACAUGGGGAACAAAUUGUAUUUGGCUCAAGAUCCUAAUUACACUCUUCUCCUUAACCCCAUCUGCCAAGUUGUUAAAGCAGUUAUUCAUGGCCAAGUUUGCCCCGUUAGAAACAUAAGCAACUACCACAAAUCCUAUAUAACAGAUUUGGUAAAGUACGCCUAUGGAAGUUGGAGUUCUCUCCAAGAAGUUGAUGCAGCCGUGAAUGAAUUGCCACUUCUAACUCAAGGUGAUUUGGUGGAUCAAUGCUCAAAUCAUAAUCAGCCACAGUCAAUUAGGGGCUUUCAGAGAAAUGCAUUCUUGACCGAAGGAUCUGAUCAAGCGGAAUACGAGUUUGGGUCCUCCGGAUAUCAAUUUUAUUGAUAUUGGAGUUACGGAUUCAUUGUAUUUGUAAUUGUAUUUGACUUGGCCGGGUUGGUCAAAAUGGGUCCACUCGUACUGAAUGCAUGCAGACAAUAAUUGACGGUGAUUAAAUACGAUGUUGUCAUCAAGUGGAUGUAAAUAUGGGUGUUUUGUUUAGGAAUGAUUAAUCAUUGAUGGAAACAAUGUACUUGUGUUGUGCCACCCCUUUGCAAAACAAAGUGUGGUUGGGCAAAUGUAAUAGGUCAUAGGUGAUUUGAUUCCUUGUUAUUGUAGAGAUUUUGUUGGUUUUGGUUUUUAUCUAGGUUCACUCUUUAAAAAAGGCUAAAGUGUCAUCUAGCA
This is a messenger RNA of Ipomoea triloba (trilobed morning glory), 1736 nucleotides long. Its product is annotated as protein SAR DEFICIENT 1-like. Gene Ontology annotation, cellular component: nucleus. NCBI's taxonomy places the organism in Eukaryota, Viridiplantae, Streptophyta, Magnoliopsida, Solanales, Convolvulaceae. The transcript has 7 exons. The record is from RefSeq and is a predicted model, not a curated record. Gene Ontology annotation, molecular function: sequence-specific DNA binding; DNA-binding transcription factor activity; calmodulin binding. Gene Ontology annotation, biological process: regulation of salicylic acid biosynthetic process. Bases 99 to 1397 code for a protein of 432 amino acids.